CGUUGCCUCUUUCUCAUUUCACUCGUCUCCUUCUCCCUCUAUGCUCUCUUGCCUAACUAAUUUCUUGAUCCAUCUUCAAGAAUUUCCUUUAUAUAUAUUCACACCCUCCAUGAGUGUUACUUAUUUGUAGGUAGCCCACCAAAAUGAAGGAUUUGCCACCUGGUUUUCGCUUCUACCCUACAGAAGAAGAGCUUGUCUCUUUCUAUCUCCACAACAAGCUUGAAGGCAGGAGGCCUGAACUCAAUCUUGUCAUGGACAGGAUUAUACCUGUUCUUGAUAUCUACGAGUUCAAUCCCUGGCAACUUUCUCAAUAUGCUGGAGACCUGUCCGGUAGAGAUCCAGAGCAGUGGUUUUUCUUCAUUCCGAGGCAAGAGAGCGAAGCUCGAGGAGGAAGACCAAACAGGCUUACGGCUGACGGAUACUGGAAAGCUACAGGAUCUCCUGGUCAUGUUUAUUCUAACCAUCGCAGCAUCGGCGUGAAAAGAACUAUGGUUUUCUAUAGAGGAAGGGCUCCUAAUGGACGCAAAACCGAUUGGAAAAUGAACGAGUACAAAGCUAUUCAAGGAGAAUCGUCUUCUUCCUCAUCCACUGUUGCAACACUAACGUUGAGGCAUGAAUUCAGCCUGUGUCGGGUGUACAAGAAAUCAAAAAGCUUGCGUGCAUUUGAUAGACGGCCAUUGGGUUUGGGAGUUGAGAUCAGCGAGAUGAGAGCUCAUCAACCAGCUGCUAUUCAAGGUGAUGUGGCAACAGCAUCUCUUCGAAACCCUCCAAUGGCGGAGAUAUCAAACUCACCUGAGAUCAGUUCAUCCUCAGAAGACCAUGCUGCAAUUCCACCUCAAACAGGAGAAAGUAGCAGCAUCCCAAUGCCCAUAGAUAGCCAACCUUCGUGGGAAUGGGAUCUAUUGGACUGGUAUUAUGGAGAACAGAAUUAAUUCGCCCCUCAAAUCUCAUAGUGCAUGCCAUGCAAUACGGGAGAGUAGUGCUCGUAGCUGCUCAAGAACUCUAGUGGGAUUUAAAUUUAAACCUAAUUAUUCAUGUACUCUGUAUUUGUAUCCUGCAUAUAUAGGAUUGAAGUAAAUUGAACCUUAAUUAAAAAUAAUAUAGUAUAAGCUUUAACUCGAUAGUAUUAGGGUCGCGAGUUCUAAUAAGAGUCAUUAAAAAAAAAAAAAAGUGUAUAAUAAUUAGUAGGUCUCUCGAGGGUUGUAUUCUUUGGCCUGAAAGAUUGGGUCGACACUAACCUUGAAGCCCUGCAAACGGUGGAGCUUGGUUAUCAAUUAGGGUUUGUCAUUCCCACAUGCAAAAGAAGAUAUGAUUCUCUUUCUCAUGAAUCAAGUAAAUGUUGAUAAGGUAUGUCUUUCUAAUGCUGGAAUAUGAGUCUUUCUUCCCUCU
Molecule: messenger RNA, 1389 nt
Organism: Hevea brasiliensis (rubber tree)
Lineage: Eukaryota; Viridiplantae; Streptophyta; Magnoliopsida; Malpighiales; Euphorbiaceae
Product: NAC domain-containing protein 90-like
Exons: 3
Coding region: 144-932 (262 amino acids)
Biological process (GO): regulation of DNA-templated transcription
Molecular function (GO): DNA binding
Source: RefSeq, a predicted model, not a curated record